Messenger RNA from Dendroctonus ponderosae (mountain pine beetle), 1467 nucleotides. RefSeq names its product beta-1,3-glucan-binding protein. Gene Ontology annotation, biological process: carbohydrate metabolic process. The record is from RefSeq and is a predicted model, not a curated record. The coding region runs from base 145 to 1275 and encodes 376 amino acids. The transcript has a single exon. NCBI's taxonomy places the organism in Eukaryota, Metazoa, Arthropoda, Insecta, Coleoptera, Curculionidae. Gene Ontology annotation, molecular function: hydrolase activity, hydrolyzing O-glycosyl compounds.
UUAAACUGAAUAUUUCAGAAAUACCCACUAAUCGUUGGCUAAAGCUCUCUAAUUUUAAACCACGGUAUUGUCUGUCGGAAUUUUUUUGCAACGAAAAUUUAAAUAAAAUAUCGCGUUACUGGUUCAACACAUUAAACCUAUAAUAUGUUUGAAAUAGUGUGGCUCGUGGUGUGCUGUCUAAUUCACUUAUCGAACGGUGAUUGUGUUCCGAGCGAGACAAUUGCCAGCGGUCAUUUGGCCAAAGACGCCAACAGUAUUUGUGCUGGAGAUGUAGUUUUUGAAGAGAACUUCGAUCAGUUUGAUUUGGAGAAAUGGGAACACGAAAUCACUUUGUCUGGUGGAGGGAACUGGGAGUUUCAAUACUACACCAACAACAGAUCGAACAGCUAUGUGGAGAAUGGAAAUCUUCACAUCCGGCCGACUUUUGUCAGUGAUGAUUAUGGGGAAAACUUCUUAAAUUCAGGAACUUUGGAUCUGAACGGAGCAAUGCCAGUAGAUCAGUGCACUGAUUCAUCUUACUAUGGUUGCGUAAGGGCUGGAACCGGCAUCAAUUACCUAAACCCCAUCAAAAGCGCCAAAAUCAAAACAUGCAGUUCCUUCUCGUUCCGAUAUGGCAAGAUCGUUACUCGGGCUAAAAUGCCAAGUGGAGACUGGCUGUGGCCAGCAAUCUGGAUGCUGCCCCGAUUCAAUUCAUAUGGAAGAUGGCCAGCAUCUGGUGAAAUCGAUAUAGUCGAAUCACGCGGCAACAAAAACCUUUUCAAUCCACAAAGCGUUAAUAUAGGAACCCAAGAAGCUGCAAGUACUCUGCAUUGGGGACCAUUCAACCAAGUCAACCAAUGGGCCAAAACCCAUUACAGCAAAAGCAACUCCGCAGGAUACGACACAGACUUUCACGAGUACGAAGUGCAAUGGUCUUCAACAAAUUUCACCUUUUACAUCGAUGGAGAAUUAAUAGGAACAACCAAUCCGCCUGCAGAAGGUUUCUGGGAACUAGGAGGAUUUGAGGAUUCCACUUUCGACAACCCAUGGAAAGGCACCACUCAAAUGGCACCGUUCGAUCAAAAGUUCUACUUGAUCAUCAAUUUAGCAGUUGGAGGCACUAAUUCGUUUUUCGGCGAUGAAAAUGAGAAUCCAGGUGGAAAACCAUGGAAAAACACUUCGCCUACCGCGUAUCGGGACUUUUGGAAAGGUAAAGAUCAGUGGCUACCAACAUGGAACAUGGACAACGACGUCACUCAUUUAAUAGUCGAUUACAUAAAAGUUUUCGCUAUUUAGCUCCUGAUGGCUGAACUAGACUAAUUAUUAUUGCAGUUUAUCUGUUAGCUAUUUAUUUAAGUAUUUUUAUUUAUCUGAUUUAUUGAGCCAAUGAUACUUGAAAUUAAUGAGUGUUAGUACAACCUGAAUGUUAGCUGCAAAACAAUGUAAAUAUUAUCGAUUAAGCCGUAAUAAAUAAGUUCUACGGAAUAA